This is a messenger RNA of Daldinia childiae, 723 nucleotides long. RefSeq names its product Protein SVP26. The transcript is spliced from 2 exons. The record is from RefSeq and is a predicted model, not a curated record. Bases 1 to 723 code for a protein of 240 amino acids. Gene Ontology annotation, molecular function: COPII receptor activity. Gene Ontology annotation, cellular component: COPII-coated ER to Golgi transport vesicle; endoplasmic reticulum membrane; Golgi membrane. Gene Ontology annotation, biological process: endoplasmic reticulum to Golgi vesicle-mediated transport. NCBI's taxonomy places the organism in Eukaryota, Fungi, Ascomycota, Sordariomycetes, Xylariales, Hypoxylaceae.
AUGUGGAUUCUACCUCUCGUUGGGUAUCUCGGCUCCAUCGUGGGCUUUUGCUUUUUGACAUUGGCCAUAGCUUCCGGUCUUUACUACCUCUCUGAAUUAGUCGAGGAACAUACCGUCAUCGCAAAACGACUUCUAACUAAACUCAUCUACUCUAUCAUCGGACUUCAGCUCAUACUCUGGCUUAUCGAUGGAUUCCCUUUGGGGUUGAGCCUAAUGGGGAUUGUAUCGCAUGUUAUAUACCUCGGAAAUAUGCGACGCUUCCCAUUCGUCAAGUUGACGGACCCUUUGUUCAUUGCCUCGUGUGGUAUGUUAAUAUUCCUGUCUUUCCAUUCGGGGUCAGGUCGGUUAGAUCCAGGGGUCACUAACUAUGCGGCAGUGCUGGUACUGGUCAAUCAUUACUUUUGGUUCCAACAUUUCUCUGAGGCGCAGCAACGGUCAUACUCGCGCCUAUCGUCUAUGUACGACCACCCGGAUGUACCAAGUUUCACCGAGAUCGCCUCGUACUUUGGCUUGUGCGUAUGGCUCAUCCCGUUCGCCUUAUUUGUUAGUCUGUCCGCCAGCGAUAACGUUUUGCCCACAAUCGGUACCGAACAACCCUCGCGUGACGUUGAUGGAAAGAGUAAGCGACAAGGCAUGGUAAAAGUUAUUGUUGAUAACGUGCUAUCGGCUAUCGGAGAAGUUACCCGUUUAGCAGGAUGGAAGAAGCCAGAGGACCGCUUCUAA